This is a messenger RNA of Ichthyophthirius multifiliis, 1875 nucleotides long. RefSeq lists its product as hypothetical. The transcript has 5 exons. Gene Ontology annotation, molecular function: chromatin binding; DNA replication origin binding; single-stranded DNA binding. The record is from RefSeq and is a predicted model, not a curated record. Gene Ontology annotation, biological process: mitotic DNA replication preinitiation complex assembly; DNA replication initiation; double-strand break repair via break-induced replication. Gene Ontology annotation, cellular component: DNA replication preinitiation complex. NCBI's taxonomy places the organism in Eukaryota, Ciliophora, Oligohymenophorea, Hymenostomatida.
AUGCUUAUAGAUUAAAUACAAAUAACAUAUUGUUAUGAGAAAAUAUAGAAAUCAGCUAUAAAUGGUUAAGUAACAGUGGCUAUAUUUGUAUCUUUUGAUGUCGAUUCAUUGGGUGCUCUAAGAAUAUUAACAGGUUUAUUAAAAUAAGAUUUAAUUACAUAUAAAAUAUAUCCUGUAUCCGGCUAUUCUUAAUUAUAAAGUUCAUUAGAAGAAUGUUAAUAAAACAUCAAUAUUCAAAGCUUAUUGUUUUUGAAUUGUGGAGGACUAAUGGAUUUAACAGAAAAUGAUUUUGUAAAGAACAAAACUAAUAUAAAAGCAUAUGUAUUUGAUAAUCACAGACCUAUACAUCAUCAUAAUUUGAUAGAUAAAAGCAAUAUUAUUGUUAUUGAAGAUGGCACUUAAAAUUAAGAAAAUUGUCCUAAAAAUAAAAAUGACAAAGAGAUUUUAGAAAAUAGUUAUGAUUAAUAAAAUAAUAGUUAAUAUGAUAGUGAAGAUUCUUAAAUUGAAGAAUCCUAAGAAGAAAUUGAAGUUGAGGAUGACGAAGAAAUUGAAGAAGAAGAUGAAGAUGAAGAAGAAGAUUAAGAAUAUGAUGACGAUGAUGAAGAGGAAGAAGAAAAUAAAGAUAUAAGAAAAAAGAAAAGAAAAAAUAAAUUAAAAUAUAAAAAUAAAUCUUAAAAAAAACUUAAACUUGACUAAUAAAGAAAAAUGGAAAAUUAUUACGAAGGAUUUUUCUAUGGAAAAUCAACAAGUAUGUUAAUGUAUUCUAUGAGUUAAUAAUUAAAUAAAGAAAAUAAUGAAUUUUUAUGGUGUGCUAUUUUAGGAGCUACUGACAUGCUUAUACAUAAUAAAAUCACUUAAGAAUAAUACGAUGAUAUGUGUUAAUUCUUAAUGAUUGAAAUCGAAAAAGUAAACAUCUUAAAUACAGAUUAAAAAGAUAUUAAAUAGAUAGGAUUUAUUGAACCAUCUAAUGAAUAUAGAUUUAUUUGCCUUAGAAGCUGGAAUUUAUACUAAAGUAUGUAUUAUUCUAGUUAUUUUGCAUCGAAAUUAGGUAUAUGGACUGAAAAUGGGGAAAGAAAUUUAAAGAAAUUUAUCGCAAUGUUAGGUAUACCUUUAGAAGAGGCUAAUUAAUAGUUUAAAUUUAUGUAAACUUAAUACAAGGAGAAAUUAAAGGAAAAUAUACAUAAAGAGGCUAAUAAAUUUAAACUUUAUAAUGUACUUUUUAGUUCUUUUGUAAGAUAGAUAGAUGAAAAGACUCAAAUAUCAGCCAUUGAUUAUGUAUAUAGCCUAACAGCUAUAUUAGAAUGCCCUAAGUAAGUACUUUUAUAGAUUUUUGAGGAAAAAUAGUAACUCUAAAAUGAAACUUUAGUAGGUAGAAUUAGUAAUUUUUGGUGGGCCUAUGAAGCACUAUAAACAGGAUGCUGUAAAAUGAUAAUGAAAGGAAUUGAACAGGCUAUUUUAUUCUAAAAAGCACUAGUAAAUGAGGCUAAAUUUACAAUAGAAAGAGACUUAAUAACAUCUUGUAGUGAUUUUAGAUUUGUUAAAUUAAAUAAUGAUACAAAUACAUAAAAUGUGUAUUUUCAACACCCUUAUUCUUUGUAAAAAUUAGCAGUUUUUCUAAUGGAUAUUUAUAAAGAAAAAGUCAAAAAAAUUAAACCGAUAGUACUUUGUAUGAAAAAUACUUAAAAUAAUACUUUUACUAUAGUUGGGGUUAUAGGCAGUUAUCUCUAAUAAAAAAAUACUUUUGCAUUUAAGUUUUAAAAGGCAGCUUCUGAGUUAAAAUUGGAAUUUAAUUAAGAUGAUUUUGAGAGUUCAAUUAUUGAGAUUAAGUAGGAUGAUUUUGAAGCUUUUUUAGAUGAAAUUACUUAUUAAUAAUGA